Molecule: messenger RNA, 1002 nt
Organism: Brassica napus (rape)
Lineage: Eukaryota; Viridiplantae; Streptophyta; Magnoliopsida; Brassicales; Brassicaceae
Product: GATA transcription factor 19-like
Exons: 2
Coding region: 221-790 (189 amino acids)
Biological process (GO): regulation of DNA-templated transcription; flower development
Molecular function (GO): sequence-specific DNA binding; DNA-binding transcription factor activity; zinc ion binding
Source: RefSeq, a predicted model, not a curated record
GGGACCAAGGUUUGCUCUAUUGUCGACUUAUACCCAAGCUCUAUAAAUACUCUCGCCUAUCUCCACUUCACACAGCAACGUGUAUUCCUUUGUUUUCUACCUGACUCCUCUUUCACCGUUUCCUUAUAACCACUACACAAAACAGACACACACUUCUCUUUGUAUCUCUCAAAAACAAGAGUUUCCUUCUAGUGUUUCGACGAUCAUAUAUCUACAUAUAAUGAUGGGUUUCUCAAUGUUCUUCUCCGAAAACGAUGUUGUCCAUCACUCUUCGGCUUAUGCUUCUGUUGACUGCACUCUCUCUCUUGGAACUCCUUCAACUCGCCUCUGCAAUGACGACGAUGACCGUAGAUUCUCGUCUCACACUUCCAACAAUAUAUCCAACGCCUUAGGCUCAUGGGACUUCUUGCACGGUGGCAAGAAAGGCGGUGGUGGCGGCGGAAAUAACCUAUUGGCUCGCCGUUGCGCUAACUGUGACACCACUUCUACACCUCUUUGGAGAAACGGUCCAAGAGGUCCCAAGUCAUUGUGCAAUGCGUGUGGAAUCCGAUUCAAGAAGGAAGAGAGACGUGCGUCGACCGCCAGAAACUCUACUUCCGGCGGAGUAUCAACCGCAGCGGCUGGCGUUCCGGCCUCCGAUCAUCACGGAGUUACAAAUUAUUACUAUAAUAACAACAAUAAUAAUAACAAUCAUUAUGAUUCAUCGUCGCCUUGGAUUCACCACCAACAUCAAAAUACGCAAAGAGUUCCUUAUUACUCGCCAGCGAAUAACGAAUAUUUCUUUCGUUGAUGAUGUCAGAGACGAUAAUAAUGACCUCACGUCCGACCCGUUCUUGUCUUGGAGGCUUAACGUAGCCGACCGGGCCAGCCUUGUCCACGACUUUCCAAUGUGAUGAAUGAUCGUCACAUAGAUUUUUCCCAUUAAAUGUCUUAGCCUUGUAUACCACCUUAAUUCUACCAACAAUAACAAAAAGAAACCAUGGCCUUGGCCAAAGUAUUUAA